This is a messenger RNA of Rhineura floridana, 2012 nucleotides long. RefSeq names its product eukaryotic translation initiation factor 3 subunit D (gene EIF3D). Gene Ontology annotation, molecular function: translation initiation factor activity. Gene Ontology annotation, biological process: translational initiation. Gene Ontology annotation, cellular component: eukaryotic translation initiation factor 3 complex; cytoplasm. The transcript has 16 exons. The record is from RefSeq and is a predicted model, not a curated record. Lineage: Eukaryota; Metazoa; Chordata; Lepidosauria; Squamata; Rhineuridae. The coding region runs from base 236 to 1879 and encodes 547 amino acids.
GAUGACGCCAUCGCCGUGAAGCCGGGCCGGAAGUGGGGGCCAGUUGCUCUCCAAUGUGCAGCUGACGGCAGCAUUUUCUAAUCCGCCCUGUUUGAGCCGAAUCCGUCACCAUCGGGGCCACCUUAGGCCGUACAGUGAACGUUUUGCCCUCAUUGAAAUACUCAGCCCCCCAACUGGGACCUAUUUGUUGACUGCCAUCUCUGCCAGCGUCACAAUCCGUUCAGAAUUAUAGAAGAUGGCAAAGUUCAUGACGCCUGUGAUCCAAGAUAAUCCCUCAGGAUGGGGUCCAUGUGCUGUUCCUGAGCAGUUCAAAGAUAUGCCUUAUCAGCCCUUCAGUAAAGGAGAUCGGCUGGGAAAGGUUGCAGACUGGACAGGAGCUACUUAUCAGGAUAAGCGAUACACGAAUAAAUAUUCUUCCCAGUUUGGUGGAGGAAGCCAAUAUGCUUAUUUCCAUGAGGAAGAUGAAACUAGUUUCCAGCUGGUGGACACAGCACGGACACAAAAGACUGCCUACCAGAGGAAUCGCAUGAGGUUUGCACAGAGGAACCUCCGGAGAGAUAAGGACCGCCGGAACAUCCUUCAGUUUAACCUGCAGACACUCCCCAAAAGUGCCAAGCAGAAGGAGAGAGACAGACUGCGUCUCCAAAAGAAGUUUCAGAAGCAGUUUGGAGUGAGACAGAAAUGGGACCAAAAAUCUCAGAAGCCCCGUGACUCUUCUGUUGAAGUUCGCAGUGAUUGGGAGGUGAAGGAGGAAAUGGAUUUCCCUAGGCUGAUGAAGAUGCGGUAUUUAGAGGUGUCAGAACCUCAAGAUAUUGAGUGCUGUGGGGGCCUAGAACACUAUGACAAAGGCUUUGACCGCAUCACUACAAGAAAUGAAAAGAACCUUCGUAGUAUCAAGCGCAUCUUCCAUACUGUAACUACCACUGAUGAUCCAGUCAUCCGCAAGCUGGCCAAGACUCAGGGGAAUGUAUUUGCCACAGAUGCCAUCCUAGCUACUCUCAUGUCUUGCACCCGUUCUGUAUAUUCCUGGGACAUAAUUGUCCAAAGAGUUGGAUCCAAACUCUUCUUUGACAAGAGGGACAAUUCUGACUUUGACCUCCUGACAGUGAGUGAGACUGCUAACGAACCACCACAGGAUGAGGGCAACUCCUUCAAUUCACCCCGCAACCUUGCUAUGGAAGCUACCUACAUCAAUCACAACUUCUCCCAGCAAUGUCUGAGAAUGGGUAAAGAAAAAUACACAUUUCCCAAUCCGAACCCAUUUGUGGAAGAUGAUAUGGAUAAGAAUGAGGUGGCUUCUGUUGCAUACCGGUACCGAAGGUGGAAGCUGGGAGACGACAUAGACCUGAUAGUACGCUGUGAACAUGAUGGAGUGAUGACUGGAGCCAAUGGAGAAGUGUCAUUCAUCAACAUUAAAACACUGAAUGAAUGGGAUUCAAGGCAUUGUAAUGGGGUAGACUGGCGUCAGAAACUGGACUCUCAGAGAGGAGCUGUGAUUGCUACUGAGCUGAAGAACAACAGCUACAAACUUGCUCGUUGGACAUGCUGUGCACUGCUAGCUGGAUCAGAGUAUCUUAAACUGGGGUAUGUGUCCCGGUACCAUGUGAAAGAUUCUUCACGCCAUGUGAUCCUGGGCACACAGCAGUUCAAACCUAAUGAAUUUGCCAGCCAAAUUAAUUUAAGCAUGGAAAAUGCCUGGGGCAUCCUGCGCUGUGUCAUUGACAUAUGCAUGAAACUGGAUGAGGGCAAGUACCUCAUCUUGAAAGACCCUAACAAGCAAGUCAUCCGUGUCUACAGCCUGCCUGAUGGCACUUUCAGCUCUGAUGAAGAUGACGAUGAUGAGGAGGAAGAGGAAGAAGAGGAAGAGGAAGAGAGCUGAACAUUGCAGCCAGACAGCAGUGACAACAGCAGCAGCUUCAAGGCACAUGAAUUAAUUUUGUUCUUAGUGAACAAAUCGAAGCUGAAUCUCAUUAUCUUGGACCAUAAGGAAUAAAAUGAAAGCUUAAAGAGUU